Molecule: messenger RNA, 984 nt
Organism: Thelazia callipaeda (thelaziosis nematode)
Lineage: Eukaryota; Metazoa; Nematoda; Chromadorea; Rhabditida; Thelaziidae
Source: the annotation of a GenBank genome assembly
AUGAGCAGUUUAACGAAUAGUAGUUUAUCAGCUUGGUCAGCAUUAACGUUGCGUCAUCCUUCAUCAUCAGAUGACCAGAAUGAUCAACGAAAAUUACUUUGGAAAAGAGUGUUACAAGCUAUAUUAUUUAUAGCCUGUGGUACUAGUGUUAUUCUGAUUAUAAUAUUAUUUAUUCUAUUAAUAACAUCGUUUUCGGAUAGUCAUGGAUUACCCAUGAAAUUAGAAACAAACAUUAUGGUUACUCAUGUAAUGCGACCACUUUUUGUAUAUAUGGAAGGUAUGAAUCAAAUGAAAAUUUUUGGUAAAUACAUUCGUAUACGUUAUAUAGACGGGCCACCCUUCGCUAAAGAAACCCAAAUUAAUAUUCGUGCUACAGGAGGAAAUGCAUCAUUAGAAAGUGCUCGAAAUAUUUUGCUAGGAAUGAAGUUAAUGGAUUACGAAAAUUACAUAGAACAAUCAAAUAUAGACUAUUACGAAACCAAUCCGAUUUAUAACUGUUCAAGUAAAGAAAGUCCAAAAGCAACACGCAUCGAUAGUGAUCAUGGAUGGUCAAAAUUAGUUCCUAAAGUAACAAUGGUUGCAUUAAUGGCCAAUUUCUGGAAACUGAAUUCAGUUCUGGCAGUAUCACGCUCGAAAUCAGGUCCUGGUGCAAGCUUUAUUUUUGAGUUAUGGCGUAUUGAUCGGAGAUAUAUGGUAAAGAUUUUAUACGCGCUAAAUUAUAAUGCAGCACCAGUAAUAGCAACAGCGUACGUGGAUGGUUGUAAUGGACAGUUCAUAUUUUGUUUUCUAAAGGAUUUAUUGCCAAAAUGGAAGAAAUUGUAUUAUACUGAAAAUGAAGAAAAACGAAAAUGCAAGACAUACUUGGCAAGGAAAAUGCUGAAAAACGAAAAUUACAAUCAGAAGGCGGCAUCGCCAGAUGCUACCACCAUGAAACGACGUAAGAGUAAGAGACGAAUAAAUCAUACAGAAGCAUACCUUAAAUAG